Molecule: messenger RNA, 1673 nt
Organism: Aspergillus glaucus CBS 516.65
Lineage: Eukaryota; Fungi; Ascomycota; Eurotiomycetes; Eurotiales; Aspergillaceae
Exons: 3
Coding region: 1-1251 (416 amino acids)
Biological process (GO): L-leucine biosynthetic process
Cellular component (GO): mitochondrion
Molecular function (GO): 2-isopropylmalate synthase activity
Source: RefSeq, a predicted model, not a curated record
AUGGGGAAGUAUGAUCCCUUUCCUACGGUUAAUCUUCCCGAUAGACAAUGGCCUGGUAAGACGCUGACUAAAGCACCGCGAUGGCUGACGAGUGAUCUGAGGGCUGGGAAUCAGGCAUUGCAUAUGGUGCCCGAAUACGACUUCACCAGACGACUCAUCGACACCGGGGCGGUCUUCGAGGAUGUCUGGUUGCAGGUUCUGCUGCCGCGUCAGGGGAUGGCGCUUUCCAGGACGAUAGAGGCUGUUAAGGGUGCGAAUAGGGUUAUUCUGAAUUUCCAUCUUGCCACGCCACACUACUAUCACCCCGCGGUGGAUGUAUCGCAGCCGGGCAGGAAGAUUGUUGAUUUCGCCGUGGGAACUACGCGUCUAAUCCGCACAUUCACCAAGGAUUCCCAGAAGCCAGAAAUCAACAAGACAAACUGGGCCCUCGAGCUCACAGUCGAAAACUUCCAAGACACAAACCUCCCCUUCACAAUCACCAUCUGCGAAGCCGUCAAAGCAACAUGGCAACCCACCCCCUCGAACAAAAUCAUCUUCAACCUCCCCUCAACAGUCGAAAGAACCAUGCCAAACAUCUUCGCAGACCAAAUCGAGCUAUUCUGGGGAAGUAUCACGGAGCGUGAGAAAGUCUGUGUCUCUGUACACACGCAUAAUGACCGAGUAUGUACCGUUGCAGCAGCUAAAAUGACACAGUUAGCUGGUGCGGAUCGCGUUGAGGGAUGUUUGUAUGGGAACGGUGAUCGCGCGGGGAGUGUGGAUUUGGGUACUCUUGCGCUGAAGUUGUAUAGCCAGGGUGUUCAGCCUGGUGUCAACUUGGGUAGUCUUGACGAUGUUGUUGCUCAGGUUGAGGAGUUGAUGCAGAUUCCUGUUCAUCGUCGGGCUCCGUAUUCCGGUAGAAAUGUUUCCAAUAGCUAUACGGAGACUCAACACGAGGCUAUAUACAAAGGAUAUCAAUUCCUCGGACAAGAUCAAUCCCAGCCCCGGUCCAAGCACCAGGGCCAGGAACCGGAAUGGAAAAUCCCCUAUAUCCCCAUGGACCCUACCGACAUCGGCCGGCACGACGAACACAUAAUCCGCGUCAACCGGCACAGCAGCACAAUCCACCACGUCAAACAAAUCCUACACAUCGACAUGCCGCACAAAAUGCAACACGAAUUCAUAAGUAUCGUCAAAGACCACGCCACGAAGCGAGGCUUCGAAGUCCCACCAGAUUCUAUCCGACACCUUUUUCAAAAAGAAGUAUAUGAGUAACAGUUUUACGGACCUGCACGAUUUGGGCUUUAAGCACGGUGUUACCGGGGAUGGGAGGGUGGUGUUGGAGAAGAUCUUGCUGGCUAUAGAGCAGAAGUCUGGUGUUGAUUUUUAUUUUGAGUUGCUUUAGUUUGAGAUGCAGGUAGUUCACGAUACUAGAUGGGUUAAUGAGAGGCCGACUGCGUGUUUAAUUAAGGGGGCUUCGCGGAGGAGUGAGAAGAUUGCGUGGGGGGUUGGGAUUCAUUGAGAUUCUGCGGAGGCUGUUUUGAAGGCUGUGUUGAGUGUUGGGUAUAAGUUGGAUCCUGUCUUUCGCUAUCCUUCUCCGGAUUGGAGUAGUGAUUGAUAAGGUCUUGAUGUAUGAGAAUGCUCGUGAAUACCAUGGGGUGUCUUUAGCUAUAUGAAUAGAUCCAAUCAAGUCUGCU